UUUUAUUUUUUAACAUUCGUUUUCUUUCAAAGUUAUUGAUAAUUAUAUUUUUUUACAUAUUACUAGUUUCCAUCUACUUUCCCAUAAUACUGUAUAAUAUAUGAUAGUUGUUUUAUAAAAGUAAUAUAUUAUAAUAGAACGAUGGGACACGCAUGGUCAGAAUAUGUAACUCCAGAAACAACCCCGUUGCGGGGUACGCCGUCACAGUUUGAUCCUCACUAUGGAUUUUCCGUACCAAGGCGGGAGAAAAGUAUUUCGUCUUUAUAAACUAAUACCUAAACGAUUUAUAUAUUAAUAAUAUUAUUAUUUUAUUUUACCUUUAGAAAUGAUUGCUACCCUGGCCGAAAUGGAAUCAGCUAAAGUUCCGAUAGAUGCUAGAGAUUUUUGUGCACAUAUGUUAUUAAAUUUAAGAGGCUGCAUCAGGGAACACUUCCCUUUUAACCACCAUUGUCACCAUGAAAGAGAAGAGUAUUAUGAAUGCCAAUAUCACGAGUAAGACAUUAUUGUUGAGUUUUAAUGUUAAUUAUUACUUUUAGUAUUUAUUAAAUAGUUUAUUUUGCUAUGUACUUUAAAAAUUGUAAGGUGCAUUUGAUUAAACAUUGAAAGGUUAGAGUAGGUUGGGUUGGAAAAAUCUUACCUUUCCAGUAAUUUAAAAAUAUUUUAUUCUGCUUUAUGGUUGAAAAUAUAAUUCAUUACUUGACCUAAGUUUUGAAAUUACAAUUUGUUUAACAAUAUAUAUAUUACUACAUGCCAUGCACAUUUUGUUGACAUGUUUGCCUUCCUAACUUAGGUCACUAUAUACUCGAGCUUCAACGGAUUUCCUACUGGAUCCUUAGUUGAAUUUUUUUUUGUCUCUGCAUUAAUUCUUUAUAGUUUUUCUUUUUAGGCUCUCUACCUUCAAUAUAUUAACUCUUUUAGUCAAACCUUUUUUAGAUAGGUAUAUUAUGUGAAUUAAGUUUUGGUUUAUUCUUUAAAGAAAAUUGAUUUCAGUUAAACACACCAUAAUUUUUGAGGCUGUAGUUGAACAAAAAUGCCAAGUGUUUUAAAUUAAAAUCAUUUAUUAUUUUUGUUACAAACAUAAUUACCUAGCAUAUAUUUUUCUGUUGUACACAUUUUUAAAAUUUUUAGUUAGAAUGUAAUAUUUUCAAUUUUUUUUUUUUUCCCCAGACGUUUCGUUUUUAUUGUUUAAUCUAUUAGUAUAAUCGAAACUUAUUUAUCAUACUUAUUUUUAAUGUUUUUUUUAUAUAAACCUUUUUUAAAAUAUAACUUUUGGAAUUAAUCUAAAAUAUGUUUGAAAAACUUGAAAAUCAACAUUAUUAAUAUUUUUAAUUAUCUAUAGGUUUUUAUUAAAGUUUAGUUGUUUUUUUUAAGCUAAAACAGUAAUCUUUCUGGCUUAUUAUUAGAGUUACAAACAUUAAAAAUUGCUGUAAAAAAUGCUACAAUAGCAUCAUUCAUUCCGUUGAUAUAAAUUGUUACAAAUAAGUAUUUAUAGAGUAAACGAGAAAAUCCAUUUUUACCUAAUUUUAUAUUGUCUUAAUGGGCUAAUGCAGUAUUUAUAAAUCGGAAAUUAUUGAGUUCAAAUUCAACAUUCAUAAACAUCUUUGAGAUUCGGAGCGUAGCGAGAAAUGUAUUGGUUUUACAUUGAUAUUUAUUUUUAUUUUUUUCUGCUAAUAACUUUUCUACCAGAAAUCUCGCUCUGAUGUAUUAAGCUUAUCAUUUUUAACUUUUUAAUAAUUUGGAUGCUAUUUCAUCGUUUCCUACAGCCUUAUUACUUUUGAGUAUUUUCAAUUUUCUCUACACUAGGUUCCUUAUUAUCUGGUUCUACCAACAUAUACUAAGUGCUUAUUUGGGGUCCAUCAAUGAUCUUGUUCAGUAGGUUUUGAAACAUUAUUUUAAAUUCCCUUGCUAUUUAUGUUUUUUAGGUUAACAAUAUUCCAUUUUUGUCCUUCAUUAUGGUUAUUUUUGGCUUAUAGGUUCUUGUAAGCUCAUUGGUCUUUAAAAUGUUAGAAUAUUAUUAUGUCACUAUUCAAUUUAUUAAGUAAAAUAAUAAACUUUUUUUUUCAUUUGCAUGAUGUGAUUUUUAUUUCCAUAUUUAUGUGCUUAUUGUUUUUAGUUAUUUGGAUCGCAUGAAGGAUUAUGAAAGAGAAAAACGUUUAUUGGAAAGGAGACAUAAAUUGAGGAAACAAGGUGCACCAAAUGCAGAUGAAGGCACCCUUGUUGCUUAAAUGGCAUGUAUGUCAUUUAAUUAUUUAGGUAAUUAUAAUUUCUAAUAAAUCCAAUGUUUUCAAUUGUACAUUUUAGUUAAAUGCUCAAUCGGAUGUAGUAUAAUAUAUGUAAAGAUAUCAGUUAUAUUUCAAAUAAAUGAAAACCUUUUUAAAUUAAGUUUUUAUAAUAUUAUUUUUAAUUUUCAAAAUAAAAUUAACAGCUUAGUAUCAAAUUAUUGUAAACUUAUUUUGGUAUUCCUUUGUAUUUAUAACUUGUUUGUACCAAAUUUACUUUAUGAGUGUGAUACUAAGGUGUGUAUCAUUGAACAUUUUAAGAAAAAUUAUUUUCAUUAAGAAAUAAAAAAUUAUUUAUUUAACUGAAUUCUGUAGAGAUUAUAUAUUAAGAAAAAAGUGGUAUUAAUUUUCUAUUUUAUAUAGGUACUCUAAUAUUUUUAAAAUAUAAAUAAAUUAUUGAUUUUCAAGUGCAAAGUAGUUUUACAAACUUACAAUUUAUAUCACAAAAUAAUAGGUUUUUUUAUUAGUAUAUAGAACUCUGUGUUUAUAUUGUUUAUUACAGAAAUUGUAUAACAUCUUUUAAUAUUUUAGACACAAACAUUAUUUUGAAAAUUUGUUUUUUUUUUUUUUGUUAAACAAACAAUUUUCUUAUAUUAAUAUUUGGCGAACAUACAUUUCAAAAAAAAAUUUGGUUUAAUUUUUAAAAUAGCUAUUUUAUUUACCUCAUAUUUAUAGGAGUUUCUUCAAAAAUUACAAUAGUUUAGCAAAAAAUCAAUGUAGACAUUAAUCUUAAUAGUCUUAAUACAAUACAUAUUGAGUGUAAAGCAUUAAAAAUUAAAUAGAAAUUUUUAAGUAGAUAAUAUGUUGUUGAUUAAAAAAAAAAAACAAUUAAAGGGUUGCCAUUUACCUGAAUAAUAGUUAUAUUCAAUUUCCUAUCAAUAAAUUAUUAAAUACAAUUUUUAGCAAUUUUCACAUGUAAAAAUAGUUAGUAGAAUAAUUAUAUGCCUUAUAAAAUAUAAUAUGCAAUUUAUAAUAUACUAAAUCAAAUUCAAAUUGUCAAUAUAUCGAAAUUACUUAUGUAAGUUUUUGUGAUUAGAGAAAAUAAAUAAACUAAAAAAGUGAGCAAAUAAACUUAUUGAUUUAUAUAAAACUUUACUUGUAUAAAAUACAUAAUUGUUAAUAAAUUUUGAUGAUCUUUCUAAAUGAAAUCAGUUUUUUAGCUAUUCAUUAUAUAUGGGAUAUUUUUUUUAAAAAAUAUUUAUUUAGGUAUUUAAAAUGGUAUAACUCUAAUAUUAUUAUGAUUAUUAUUUUCUAAUCAACAAAAUAUUCUUGUCCACUGUCCAGCAAACUAACAUUAUUAAUCUAGAUUUUAAAUAUAUUUUGUAGUUUAUAAUUUAUUUUGUUAUUCAAUUUUUAUACAUAAAUGUCAUAUAUUGCAAUAAAAUAACUAAAUCGCAUUUAUUAUUCCAUUCACUUUUACUGGCCAGAUAAAAUAAAUCAUUUAAUACAAAACUAAUUAAAAUAUAUUAUAGUUAGAUAAACAUAUUUGUGUGCUAUGAUAGUUGACAGAUUAUAAAUCUAAUACCAUUGAUGAUAUGAACGAUUAUACUACAUAUCUUGAUGCAUAAAUUAUUAAAUAUGUUUAAAUUAAUAUUUUAACUGAAUUAUUGAAUUAUUAAGUAAAUAUUGUAUUGAAUUAAAUUUUGAACUUGAUUUAUAUUUUUAAAUUAGAGUGUGUCGAUUAAGUUUUAAUAUGUUGUGAUUACAAUAAUAAUUGAGAUCUAAUCUAAUAAAAACAAAAUAAACUUAUUUUUUGUUUGUAUUUUAAUUAUCAAAAUUAUGAUUAGUACAUUUCUAAUUGGGUUUAUUUUUCAUUUUCUGGACUAUUAUAAAACAGAAGAAAUUAAAUUGUAUUUAUUGAAAAAAUAAACUAUUUAAGUAUAAAAAAUGUGCAAUAAAAAAAAAAAAAGUAUAAACAUAAAUAAAACUUUAAUAUUUAACUUAAAAGUUUAUUCUAUAACAACAAUUUCAACAAAAUUAUUUGCAAAAUAAAGACCUACCUGUUCACCUGAAUAAUUUUAAUAAUCCACUGUAUAAAGCAUUAUUUGUAUUAUCUCAUUACUCUUUCCAUGUGUUGAGUGUAAAGAAUGUAAGUACCUAAUCGAUUUGAAAAAAUGUAUACACAAUUAAGUAAUCAUAUUUAAUUACAAAAUACUAAUAAUAAUAAUAUAAUUAUUCAAGACGUAAUAAAAAGUCAUAAUAAUUUUUCUUUAAAAACUAAAAUAUAAUUUAUAAAUACUGAAUAUAAGUUACAAGUGUUAAAGCUGUACAUUUUUUUUAACAAUGAAGCAUAGAAUAUUAUAGUAUUACAAAAUGCCCUAAUACAUAAUUUUUUUAAAACUUUUUCAGAGAAAUUAUGAAUAUUUUGAAGAAACACAUGAAAUAAGAGCAAAUGUCUAGUUCAGAAUGUAUUAUAGAUAUUUUGUCUUUAAUAAAUAAUAAUUAAAGCUCAUUUUACUUUGAUAA
Cinara cedri is the source of this 4745-nucleotide messenger RNA. NCBI's taxonomy places the organism in Eukaryota, Metazoa, Arthropoda, Insecta, Hemiptera, Aphididae. The record is from the annotation of a GenBank genome assembly.